GCGGGUGUCCCAUGGAACGUAUCGCGCGUAUUGCGAAUCGCGCAUAUCGAAAAUCUGAUCAAUCGCGAACUUUACAAUAAUGGAUUCGUCGGAACGGCUGAGUAUCAAAAAUAGCGAAACGUCCACAAUUGAUUUUCGAUACGCAUGAUCCGCGAUACGCGCGAUACACUCUAUGGGACAGCACUCUCAAUAUCAUCGGUCCGAAAUCUCGGAUGAAAAGAGAAUUAACCAAUCGCAUUAGUUAGUUGGCCGAAUUAUUUAAACGCAAUUAGUCAAUUUUCUUUCCAUCCGAGAUCUCGAAUCGAUUUCUAGCAUCGUGGACACAAGAUAUUAAAGCUUAAAUCACCUAUUGUGGACUGAUUAACGUGAUAUGAAGAGAAAAUGACUACUUCGAAAGAAUUAAAUUUAGCCAAGAAAAAUCUUGUCGCAUCUCUUGGCGAAAAUGCAAAAAUAUAUUUCGAGAAGAUGAAAUUGUGGUUUCAAAUGAAGACCACAAAAGAAGAAUUCGAUUGUGAAGCACGUAAUCUCAUGACAGAUGAUCAGGUUCGUUUACACAACGAGUUCUUGCUGUGUUUAUUUAAUAAAGUUCGUGGAUUAGCUACCGUUGCACCGACUAAGAUAGACAGAGAUAAAACUUCAAAGGAAAGGAGACUGAGACUAAAACGCAAAUAUAAGACAGAUAAAUCGAAUUUUGAGCCAGCAGACAUGUAUGUGGAAGUAUUAGGUCAAGCUUCAUCACCUGUCGGAGAUGAACCUAUAGGUGCCAAUCGUUCUAGUGCUCAAGAACUUGUAUUGCCAGAUCGUACUUUCGUAUUAGCUCGAUUAAUGCUUGCAGCAUGGGAAAAUAAUAUGGACGGAGCUGAAGAAAAUACCGCGCAUAUUGUCAUAGCUGCAACACAAAUUUUCUUAAAAAAUAUACUUACUGCAAUUUUUACACGUAGGAAAGGAUAUGCUGUUCGUGAUAAUACGUUCAUUUAUAAUAUAGGAGAACCAGUGCCCAGUUCAUGGAAGAGAAACUCCUUAUAUAUAAAUCCAUUCAAUUUUGGACCGACAGAAAUAAUGGAACCUUAUGGCCAAAUCCCAGCAUCAAAAUCAAGCUUUGAAGAAGCAGAGCAAGCCAUUGCUUUUUCAUAUGCUUGUUCCACACAAGUAAUUCGUCCACCAUUAAAACCAGUAAGCACAGCUGAUUUACAAUAUGCAUUAAAGAUUUAUAAAAAUCUUGUUAGCAAUCACACCAUAUAUGCUACUAAUAUGGAACGAUUAUAUACAUAUGCUACUCAUCCAACGUGGGAGGAUUUGGAGGCAAAAAAAUUAUUAUGUCAACCUUCAACAUAAAAAAUUUUCAAUAUAAUUUAAUAUUUUAUUUGCAUUAUAAUUACUUAUUUAUUGAAAUAGAGUUUGAAUUAUUAUUUCGAGUUUGAAUAAAUUAUUUUUUUCAUUAUAUAGUAUUUAAAAAAUUACAAAAUAUAAAACAGAUGACUAAUUUUAAUCAUUUAGAAGUUUAUGUUGGCUUUUAGAUAGAUGACAGAGAUGAGAAAACUAAUUAAAAGAAAAAAAA
Molecule: messenger RNA, 1558 nt
Organism: Pogonomyrmex barbatus (red harvester ant)
Lineage: Eukaryota; Metazoa; Arthropoda; Insecta; Hymenoptera; Formicidae
Product: transcriptional adapter 1
Biological process (GO): regulation of transcription by RNA polymerase II
Cellular component (GO): SAGA complex
Molecular function (GO): transcription coactivator activity
Source: RefSeq, a predicted model, not a curated record